AUGGCAUUUAUCCUCGCAGAAAGUGCGCCAUGGCACGCUGGCGAGGUGAAAAUGCACAGCCUGAUGCAGGUGCCCUAUGAGGAUGACCCGACGGCCCCCAAUCUUACUCCUGGCGGAGGAUAUUUUGUGCAGAUGGCACCCCUGAUGGCUAUAGGGACGCUCGAUAAACAAGGUCUUCCGUGGACCACCGUGCUAGGCGGCGCUGCUGGCUUUGCGGGCCAGAUUGCGCCUUCAAUCCUUGCUGUCAGGAACACCGUGGAUAGAAGAUACGACCCUGUCAUAGAAGCGCUAUUGGCUGGUAAAAGUGACGGGGAGAUUGUCAAAUUCAAUGAUCCUGGGAGGCUGAUGUCUGCAUUAUCCAUCGAUUUGGGGUAUAGACGACGGCUGAAGCUAAUGGGACGAAUGGUUGUGGCCUGUGUGAACGAGAACGAUUCAGGCCAGAAUAGAUCUGACCACACUGGAAUGGCACAGCUUGUUUUCAAAGUUACAAACAGUCUAGGGAAUUGCCCUAAAUACAUAAACAAGAAGCAUAUCAGUCCAGCGACUCCAGAGCCGAACUUGGUAUCUGACUCUCCACAGCUUCCCCAAGGUGCUGUCGACCUGCUUAACAGGGUUGACACCCUAUUUCUGUCAACUUCUCAUCAUCGUGAAUCCAUGGACACUAAUAUUCGCGGCGGGCCGCGUGGAUUCGUUCGAGUCCUUUCAAACGAACCUACCGGAGCUGUCCUCGUCUAUCCAGAGUAUUCAGGAAAUCGCCUUUAUCAGUCGCUGGGGAAUCUACAGACGACGCCGCAGGCCGGCUACGUCUUUCCGGACUUCGAAACCGGGAAUGUUCUCUAUGCAACCGGUAAAACUGAGAUCUUUGUGGGUGGAGAUGCAGCUGCUCUUCUACCUCGCUCCAACCUCGCGGUCAAAGUCACAUUGACGGCUGCACGAUAUGUCGAAAAGGGCCUUCCUUUUAUUGGAAAGCCUGGUGAGCCGUCUCCCUACAACCCGCCCUUGCGGUACUUACCCACCGAGAAAGUGGCUCCUGGUACGCAGUUGCCAGAGGGUAAGGCGGUCUCGGCGAGAUUUAUCAAAAAGGAGGUGAUUACGCCAACUAUCAAUCGGUUCCGUUUCCAGAUAUCAGAUCCAUUAGUAGUAGGCAAAUGGAUCCCGGGCCAGUAUGCAACCAUUUCGUUCCAGGAUGAGCUUGAUAUGGGAUACAGUCAUAUGAAGGAGGACGACCCUACCAGCAUUAACGAUAAUUACAUCCGCACGUUUACAGUGUCCUCACACCCCCAGCGGAAGCUAGCAGACAAUGAAUUCGAGAUUACGGUGCGUAAGCACGGCAGAGUCACGAACCACUUGUUCAGAUCUAGUGAGCGAAGCGCCAUGGAGGUCUCUCUGCGUGGCUUUGGAGGAGACUUCCGAUUCGAAAAUCUUGACAACGAUGGUAGAAUUAUCCCCUUUGUUGUUGGUGGGAUAGGGAUCACCCCAGUCAUUGCACAACUACAUACGAUCGAGUUUUCUCGAUUGCGGCUAUAUUGGUCAGUGGCCGCACAAGAUAUUGCGCUUGUCCACGACACUUUUGAACAAUUUCCCGGCCUCCCAAAGUCAACAGUGCUUUUCCUCACGGGCUUAGAGCGGGCGAAGGCCAAUUUUGGGGAAAAGGAGCAGGGAAUGUUGAAGUUUGUUCUGGAGUCUGGUGCCGAAGUGCAAGAGCGCCGUUUGACUGCCGACGAUUUAGUUCUUGACGGUACAGAGGAGUGGUAUCUUUGUGGGAGCGCCGGCUUAAGGAAGAAUGUGCUGAGUUGGCUCAGCGGAAAGAGAGUAGUAUAUGAAGAUUUUGAUUAUUGA
Uncinocarpus reesii 1704 is the source of this 1839-nucleotide messenger RNA. RefSeq lists its product as uncharacterized. Gene Ontology annotation, molecular function: oxidoreductase activity. NCBI's taxonomy places the organism in Eukaryota, Fungi, Ascomycota, Eurotiomycetes, Onygenales, Onygenaceae. The record is from RefSeq and is a predicted model, not a curated record. The transcript is spliced from 2 exons. The coding region runs from base 1 to 1839 and encodes 612 amino acids.